ACUUGGGGAACGGAAUCCUAGCUUGCGGUAACAUAGUAAGUUGAAGAAGUGAGUUUCACAUUCAUUUGCUGUCGAUGCAUAGAACUGGACUUACUUCAAUUUUGACCUGCUGAGUAUUUUGAAGUUGGCAUAGUACCGUGGCCUAUCGAACAGGUGCUUUCGAUUUGGCCUGGGCUGAGCCCGUCUGGCCGGGCGGAGAGACGUUAGGCGAUGUCCCAAAUGGCCGUGCACUGAUGCUUCCUUACUGACGGGCUCGUCUGACGGGGCGGAUCGAGUGUGUAGCUAAACACCAUAUUCUAGGAUCUGGUCUUGUAAUAAGAGAACCGCUUGUAUGCUGUACAGAAUUAAUUUGUCAACCUUUUUGUCGGCAUGCUGUAUUAGACAAAAUAGGCCUACAUGCACGCAGCUUCACGUCGUGGCGAUGUGUAGGCCUAAAGCCACCAAGUGCAAACUCGUCUGUUUGUUGAUAUCCGCAUUUUGACGAUUCUCGUGGUAGGCCGUGGUAUAAAGCAUCGAGCUCCACUAAUAUUAUGGAGGCAUUGUGCACCUGUAAAUACUGAAUACUCACUUUGGUGAUUGACAUUCAGAAUUGUGCAAAGAAAGUUGCGUAUUGAUUGAACUUUUCCGCAGAGCUAUCGCAUUCCCUUGGCGCUCUCGACGGUUGUGUUUCGAUCUGGCCGCAAUGGAGAACAGGUGUAGGCAUUUAAUAAUUGAAACCGGGUGAUGAGUGAAGACAAAGCCAGUUUAUACCUCCCGUCGAUGGAACCUCUUGCAAUCCAAAGGAAGAGGCUUACCAGCAAAGAUUGAACAUACAUUGGUUUAGACAGUCAAUAAAAGGGUAUUAGCUCUCGGUGGAGCGGUGAAGGAGUGAGCGCAUCGGGCGUGCCAAUGGGACUGACGCCAGCUGUAUGCCUCUACAGUGUUCAAACACUGAGCGAAUGAGAAGACAAGAGCUGUGAUGAUCAGUUGUAUUGGAAAUUCCCAGUGUAGUCUAUGAUUGGUGCUGGCAGGUCGCUGCCACACUUGUUCACUCUCUACCCGCUACUCCGGAGGUACACACAUAGCUGCAGUCAGCAUGCUGCGUUGUCGCUUUCACGGCGUGAGCCUGGUGCGCAUCAUCGUCAUUCUUGUGGUGCUGUUGAUAUUACUACAGCUGCUGCAUAUGUCCCUGUUGUCCAGGUUAGAGGCCAAAGGAACUGUUUAUAAACAUGAAAGACUAGUGGGACAGAGGUUUCAUCAAGAAACACGAACCAGAAACGCCUGGAUUCGCAUGAGGAAAAAACUAGAGGAUACCCAUGUUUUAGACCAUAGCGGCGAAUACCAAGUCUUGGACAACUUUUUAAAGGCAGGAGAUACAGACGAUACCAAUAUAGUGAGUGACGUACGAGAUAAACUGCAAUAUUUUAAUGUAGAUACUAACGGGUUUGACGUGUCCGUGGUGACGCAGUCGUCUAGUCAAAACCUUCAUCACCUUAGCGAAUUGGCACGGGUAUGGCAAGGCCCCGUCUCCGUGUCUGUGUUUACUUUUGGACAAGACAUAUCCAACUGUUUACUAACAAUGGCUUACCUUCAUCUGUGUGAUGAACAUGUUAAAAAAUAUGUCACAUUUCAUCUGGUAUAUCCAUUGAGUUAUCCGCCUAAAAACUUUAACUUCUCUCACUUAUCAUCGCAAGGUUUGUGCGAGCAUGAUGUGGCGAGCAUUCCAUCAGUGACGGAGAAAAACUAUGCCAUAAGUGGUCUAAAAUACCCUCAUAAUUUAUUGCGAAACUUAGCCAAUAAAUACACACUAACAUCUUACGUGCUAAUGCUGGACAUUGACAUACUGCCCAGCGGUUCAUUACGGAAGGAUUUUUAUAAUUUUAUACAAAAGUUUACAGCCUCCAAUGACUCUGAGAGUGAGCCCACGGCGUUCGUUUUGCCCGUGUUCGAAGUGGAAGCAAAAGCGUCAGUUCCCCACACGAAGUCGGAGCUUCUGAGCGCGUGGCGAGGUAAGACAGCGCGACCGUUCUAUUCUGAGGUGUGCUGGAAAUGUCAGCGUCACACGAACUACGAACGCUGGAAAAGCGACGCUUCCGCGGGGGAUUCCCCUUUGCAGGUGUCAUAUUACGUGUAUUGGAAGGAUCCUUGGGAGCCGUUUUACAUCACGAAGCGAAAUUUACCACCUUACGACGAGAGAUUUAAACAGUACGGUUUUAACAGAAUCAGUCAGGUUUGCGAACUCCACACUGCAGGUUAUGUUUUCGCCGUCUUGAACAAUGCCUUUCUGAUUCACCGAGGAUUCAAAUCUCCAGAGACUUUCCAUCCAACCAAAGAUAAAGAGCAGGCGCAAAACAGAGUAUUGUUUCGUCAGUUUAAAGAAGAACUGAAGACAAAAUACCCGGACUCUGAUAGACGAUGCUAGGCCAUUGGAAGUUAGCAGGAGUUAACUCUGCUCGGUUUAACAUUGGGUGGACAGGGUUGUGACAGGUGAUCAUUUAGCAUUUAGAAUUUUUCUACCAUGAGGAGGCUACUGUUGAAAUAAAGCAAGGACAUCAGGAUUUAAUAUGUGAAAAAGAGAUCGUGCAGUCAGGUCAUGAAAUUUUUCUUUCGAACAUUAGUGCGCUCCGAAUUCUCAUCGGCACGUAAUUUACACGGCUUCACGUAUUUCUGAGGCGGAUAUUAUCAGGAAUGGCCGCGAUUCCAGCCUCGCCGUGGUCAAAUCGCCGUUGGUCAAAGGAUUCCAAAUCUGAAGACAUCAGUUUUUACUCCAACUGAUUGCUUGACGAACAUUAAAUCUCUGUCGUAUGGAGAAGAUUUGUGGCAUGCUGGUGAGGAAGAAGGGGUUUUUUUUUUGGUUUGACGUCUAAGAGAUGCGAGGGGAUGUGUUUGAUUACGUUCAGUCCGCCAGGGGGUUCUGGAAGAUCAAACCAAAUAAAAUUACAAGUCGGAAGCAGAAGAUAUGGUAUUUAUCUCCGGCUAGUUCAGAUACAGUGAAGAAGAGAUGAGGUGAGACUCUGUCAAUUUGACGCCUGUCGACGCGCUGGUUAAUUCUUGUAAAGCUCAAGGGUAUACUGUCUGGUCCUAGGCAAUCACCUGUUUUACUGGCCCUAGCACCGGUAAAUUUGGCCAGCGGAAGUGGGGAAGUAUCGACUGGAUGAGACGGCUCAGACUCACGGCUGCUGGUCCAGACUUGAAUGGUCCAGCUAAUGAGAGGGUUAACAGCUAAUAGCUUGUUAAGCAGUCACGGCGUCUCAAGGCCUAAUGAAUGGACACGCAGUGAUGGUGGGACAUCUGCAAAGGAUAUCACCGCGGGCGGGUCUAUGGCGGCUGAUUGGCACCGCGUCCAAAACAUUAUCUGUCUUUGUGCAUGGACGUCUCAGGCGUUUCCCCCAGACCACACCAUGGACAAAGGACUGAUAAAGCUCAUAGCUCAGCUAAGUAUCCGUUUGCUGGGUUUGUACGUUUGUGCCAAGAUUUUGGACUUUCACUGAACAAUACCUGAAACUGAGGAGACAUACCCCUCACAGCACAGAAAAUGUUAGGCAAAACUGCCUCAACGUUUUAGCGAUUUCCAUUCUGUGUGAGUGUACUUGGUAAUGUUUAAGCCUGGUAUUGCCUUGACCUUUAAACCUCCCCUUUGCCAUUCCUGAAAAUCUGGACCAAUUCACCCCGCAUGCAGCACAGAUGUCAGGUUUAUGAAAAGACAAUCAUCCAGAGUAUGACCAUUACUGGAGUCAUUCGUUAACUCCUGUAGAGGGCGUGUCACUUUGGAACUGGAGUCUCGGAGAGCCAGAAAUUGUGCCAAAUAUUGUAAUGGAAAAAGGUGUUAUCCGCACCGUAAUCAUGUGUGAGGGAAACAUUGUUUAAACCAUUCAUUCGCGUGCUUCACGCUAAAGCACUCGGGUUGUGAUUGUAACUAUAUAGGCUUAACUUUUGCCCUGCAUUCUUGAUUGAUGUCGCACUUUCUCGACCGUAUAUUGUAUCGCACGUCUGUGACCACACUGAGCGCUGAGAUCAAUUAAUUACACUCACGGAACAUACAUGGUUGUGCGAAUUAGUAUUAUAGCGUUUGUCACAUUUCCUCAGUAGGAGGUGUACGAGGCGACACAACUGAUUAAACUUUGGGCCGAAAAUGUGUUGUUAAACUCUCUUUUUCAAAUAGACAUAUUGCAAUAUUCAGCAGUAUUCUCAAAUCAAGCCAAAUUCUCCGUGUCAUUUUAAGAGAUCACUCAAAACCUUUGCCACCUUACUCAUAUGAAUUCAUUAUAAAGAAAAAAUGUUGGGAUAUCGCAUACUCUGUUUUAGCCAUAACUGUACGCUGUAAGACAACGCACUAUACUCGUCAG
Messenger RNA from Liolophura sinensis, 4325 nucleotides. RefSeq names its product beta-1,4-glucuronyltransferase 1-like. Gene Ontology annotation, biological process: protein O-linked glycosylation via mannose. The record is from RefSeq and is a predicted model, not a curated record. Gene Ontology annotation, cellular component: Golgi apparatus. Gene Ontology annotation, molecular function: glucuronosyltransferase activity. Lineage: Eukaryota; Metazoa; Mollusca; Polyplacophora; Chitonida; Chitonidae. The coding region runs from base 1076 to 2401 and encodes 441 amino acids. The transcript has 2 exons.